AAGGGCUAUGCCAGCUUAAAUCAUAUUUUUGCAUUGCUUGUGCGCUCUUAUCAAAUAAAAAGACCCAGUCUUAAAAAAACUGGCACAAAAGUUUAAAAAAAAAAUUGACUAUUCAAUAGUUUAUAUAUAUUGGUGGAUGCAAUAGUGGAAAUUAUUUUGAGCGGGCAGUCGCCCUCUACAAACGUGCCAUAGGAAUUUAUAAGAAAACUGUCAAUAUUCGCGUGGUAAAUGGGCAAGACAACUAAUAUGGCCAUGAAAUUGAACAGAAAAUUGGUGUGGGUAGUGCUGCUGAUAUCUUUGGAGCUGCAUCCAGUCCCUACCCAUGGAGUUAUUAACGACAGCUACUACUCGCCGAGCGUACAUAGUCAGCAAUAUGUGCACAACCUGCUUAAUGGUACCAAUACCAUGCACACAGAAGUUCAGGUGACGAAGAAUACGGAGUUGGAGCCGGAUGUAAUGGAAACUACAAAACAAUGGAGCAAAUCCUCUACAAAUGAGGCUUAUUUGAUACGCAGCUCUGUCCUCUUUGGACUGACCAAAGUGGCCAAUCAGAGUAAUGUGAACGAUCUCUGUCAUGUCCAACUGAAGCACAUACAGCGGAGUAUUCUCGACAAGCAACCAUGGGCUAUGAAAGUGCUCGAUGCGUCUGGCAGUAAGCCGGCGGGUUUUAUUUUUGGCAACAACUUCUGGUUGGGUAGUCCGGAGGCAUGUCGGGGUAUACAGCGUCCGGUAGGCAUUACACUGUCGAAGAACAUGAAACGUGUUAUGAACUAUGGAAUCAUUACCGACAAAGCGCCCUUUGAUAUGGACUAUCGUGUCAUAUAUCUGAGCCAUAGCUCACCCUGGCAGGUGGAAAUCAAGCUAAUGUCGGAGCAAAUCAUUCAUAUUGGCCUUUGUCUGCCCACAUCUUGCGACUCCGAAGAAAUAAAGCACUUGACUAGUGACUAUGUGGAGCACGGCAUGUCGGCUGACAAUGAGAUCUACGAAAUACGUCCUGAGGUGGUGUACAUGAAGGACCUAAAGCUACGCAAUUCGUUCUAUCAGCGCACAAGCUUCAAGAUUGUGAUCGCCUCCAUCAUAGCCACCUGCGCGUUCAUUUUCUGUGCCCAGCAGUUGCGUGAACGGGAACGCGAAGCUAUGCCAGCGAAGAAGUUAGCCGACGAUAGCACCAGUGGCUUGGCACCCGCCGAAUGGGAAUUCUGGCGUGCCUUCGAUGCAGUGCUGGCGGAUCCUAAAAAAUUUACUCGCUUUAAGGAUUUUGUGCGCUGUUUUGACGUUCUGGAUAACUGGGAGAAAAUAUUUACCAUUCGCGACAACCGUGCCGAUGAAAUUCCGGUGAUAAACGGUCUCCGCUCCGUUUGUGCCUACUGGAUAAUGAUAUUCCAUGUAAUGUGGUUCAUGUACUUCACGGUUCACAAUAAGACGGUUCUCAUUUCCUAUGCGGAAAAGUUGGGAUAUCAAUACGUUAGCUCGGCCCCACUGUUGGUGGAUGUCUUUUUUACCAUCAGCGGCUUCCUACAAACGUACAACUUCAUCCGCAAUGCAAAGCAAACGGAAGCCAUACGGAAUAAUGAUGUGGUCCAGAAUCUGAAGCUCUUUGGAAAGCUUCUGUUCCAUCGCUACCUACGACUGGGUCCACUCUAUCUGAUUGUGAUCGGCGUAGUGGAUCUGCUGUUUGUCUAUAUUAGAGACGUUUCAAUUUAUAACGUACACGAGCGAUUCGACGAGACGUGCGCCCAGCACUGGUGGCGAAAUCUCCUCUUCAUACAGAACCUCUUCCCAAUCACGGAACUUUGUGUCAACUGGAGCUGGUCUUUGGCCUGUGAUAUGCAAUUCUUUGUGCUGGCCACCAUCCUCCUGUUCGUGUAUACCAAACGUCCUAAGGUCGCGAAGACCGUUGUGGCUGUGGUACUUUUGGCUACGAUUGCCUGGUCUUUGGUAAUUGGUAUCAAAACGAAGUAUGAGUUCUCCUUCGAUGUAGUCUAUGAGACUGGCUCUUACAUUUACAUCAGUCCCUUCGUCCGCGUCCUGCCUUACAUUGUGGGCGCUAUAGCUGCUUGGUGUCUGGUAGAACACAAAUUGCAGUAUAAUUUGAGUGAAGCACAAGAACGUUGGCUGUGGAAUUUGUCCAUUCUGGUGUUCUUCAUCUGCCUGUAUUCGACUUUUAAACGAGACUUUGGCUAUAUCAUUUCGAUCUCUUUGUUCGUGCUGGGACGUUUCAUCUUUUCAGUCUGCAUUUGUUGGAUGAUUGUUGGAAGCGCCAGGGGGCGGGGUGUGUGGUGGUCCCGAUUAUUAGAAUCGAAAGGAUUUCAGCAUUUGAACCGCCAAUCCUAUGCCAUAUACUUGCUCAACCCUCUAGUGAUUGCGUUCUUUUACGGCUUGACGAACGGAAGCACGCAUGCGGAUCCAUUUAUUUUGUUUGUCAUCACCUUCGGCUUUGCUGUGAUCGUCUACCUGGCAUCCAUUGUUUUCUCUCUGUGCUACGAGCUGCCUUACACAAACUUGUCGAGUCAGUUGCUGAAACGCAACGGCAAGCUGAAAAGUGCCUAAAGAUGCUAUUAACCUAUUAGAAUUUAUUUGUAUAGUACACAGAACGCCUCAUUUAUCCAUUUUAAUUGUGAUUAAUUGCUUUUCAUGAACUCAUUGCAUCAGUGAAAGUCAAUUUAUUUAGUUUAAGGUAGGUUGUACAUCAAGCAGAUUGUGAUUGCUUUUGUAAGUAGGUUUUUUGAAUACUUCAACCAAGAACUUAAUAGAGAAAAUAAAUCAAGGAGUCAUAAGAAAAUA
Messenger RNA from Scaptodrosophila lebanonensis, 2784 nucleotides. Its product is annotated as nose resistant to fluoxetine protein 6. The transcript has 6 exons. Lineage: Eukaryota; Metazoa; Arthropoda; Insecta; Diptera; Drosophilidae. The record is from RefSeq and is a predicted model, not a curated record. Bases 229 to 2550 code for a protein of 773 amino acids. Gene Ontology annotation, molecular function: acyltransferase activity, transferring groups other than amino-acyl groups.